GUCACUUAGUCGGUUGUCAUUGUCAAUGGUUGGCUGUUGUAUAGUUUGUUUCUCUUUCUAUAAUUUUUUAUAUGUAGUUUUUGUCAACAUUCAAGUUGAAAACUUUCAAAACUUUUGUGUAGUGUAAAAACAGGCAAACCUAACUGAAACUUAUGAAUAUGUGGCUUCCUCUGUUUUCUCUCUAUAUUCUAAUAUCAUUAAAUAGUAUUACUUCCAUCGGAAUCGGCGAUUUAAAUGUACCACCGGAACAUGUAACAUAUGUUUUUAAUAGUUUCCCUAGUGUUGCUGAAGCUUGUUUAUCAGAUCCACAAUGUCCUUACAAAGAAUUGGUAGAGUCUAACAGGUGUUGGGGCUAUGAACAUAAUUGUAAAAGAGAUGUUUCGUACCCUGUACGUCCUAUUUGCCCUGGUGACCAUCGAGGCUGGGUGAAGACGAAGGAGGCUCAGUAUGAUACUUUCUACACUCAAGCUGAUUUUGGAUAUGUAAAAGAACAAAUAGAUGAUUUAAUGGUCAUGUGUGAAGCAACAUAUCCUGAUGACACAUCAUUGGAAUGCUCAAAAUAUUUAAGAUUUUGCCGAGGCAGGAACAUGAUGUUAAAUUUCACAGGCCUUAUUGGUCGUGGCGACAACUUGAGAUACAAGAUUGAUAUUCUAGGUCCUGGGCAAAUAGGUGGUUUCUGUAAUUUUUAUUCAGAGAGAUUGAAGAAGGAGGCAGACCACAUGAGUGCUUUACAGUCAUGGGCUCCAGAACUCAUACAUUUUGUUAAGACACCACAGAGACCAAUACCUGAUGGGAUGUGUGACAUAGUAAUAAAGAAACCCACAUAUAUUAUGAAAUUGGAUGCAACUGUUAACAUGUACCACCAUUUCUGUGACUUCUUCAACUUGUAUGCCUCACUACAUGUGAACUCAACUCAUCCUUCUACAUUCUCAAAGGAUAACCACAUAUUGGUGUGGGAAACAUUUACAUAUGAAUCAGCUUUUAAAGAAACAUUUAAGGCAUUCACUGACAAUCCUAUUUGGGAUCUAAAAAAGUUCAGAGGGAAAGUUGUGUGCUUUAAAAAUAUUGUGUUGCCACUCUUACCUAGAAUGAUCUUUGGAUUAUUUUACAACACUCCUUUGAUAUAUGGUUGUGAAAGGAGUGGUUUGUUCCAUGCAUUCUCAAGACACAUAAUCCAUUCAUUGAAUAUAAAACUGCAGCCACGGACUAAUGACAAAGUUAGAGUAACUCUCCUAUCAAGAGGGACCACAUAUCGCUCCAUACUCAAUGAAAGAGCAAUUAUUGAUGCUUUAAGUAAAGUGGAAGGCUAUGAAGUACAACGUGUGGUGUAUGACAGAACAGUGCCAUUUCUGAAGCAGUUGGAAAUUACUCAUAACUCCGAUGUAUUUAUUGGCAUGCAUGGAGCUGGACUAACGCAUUUGCUCUUCUUGCCUGAUUGGGCAGCUGUAUUUGAAGUUUACAAUUGUGAGGAUCCUAACUGUUACUUGGACCUAACAAGGCUUCGAGGUUUAAAAUAUGUUACUUGGGAAGAUAAAACUAAACUUGUCCAACAGGAUGAGGGUCAUGGUCCUGGCGGCGGUUCUCACGCUAAGUUCACGAACUAUUCUUUCGACGUGCGUGAGUUUCUACGACUGGUAAAGAAAUGCGCUGAUCACGUGCGUAAACAAAAAGCCUUCAACGACCUCCUCGCGUUAUCCGGACUACGACAAACGCACGAAGAGUUGUGAGGUAGCUUCAUUGACAUCUGUUUCCUAACAUGUGAUAAUAAUAUCUAAUUGUUUUACAUUUCUACUCAUUCCAGUUAUAUUAGUUAUUAAGUUUACUUUUGUUACUAAUUUUUUGACUUUUGUUGAAAUAUAUACAAGUAUUACGUGUGCAAUCACAGAACAAACAAAGGCGCCAAGCAAGAUGGCUUUGUAGUUAGUUCUUUACGACGUAACAAGAUGUCGCUUUGUUAAGAUAGUAUUGUAAAGUACGUCCAAUUUUUUUAUAUUAUUAAUAAUUGUUAAUGCAAUAAUUAUAAUUAGUACAUGAAAUAGUAAUAUGUAGACUGUUCCUGGAAGUUUACAAUGUACAUCAAAUGGAACAGGAGCAUGGGAAAUUUAAUUUCCAAUCUUUUAUCAAGUUCAAGAAAAGAAUACAGAAAUUGCUCGCAAUUUUGAACUACAUUGAAAAUGCCAAUUUCUGUGCCUCAUUUCGAUUUGAUUCAAACUUCCAAGGACACUUGUAUGUACCUUGUACAGUAUGUACAAUUUAUUUUCAUAACAUGAUAUGAAACUGUUGUUUCUAUGUGUUACAUGUUCUUUCUAUGCAAAGGUCAUGUAUAUUUUUGUGAUAAAUGUUAUGUUUGUUUGGUAUUUUAGUGGUUAUAGUAUAGCAUUUUUUACACUUGACAUCAACACUACAAUUAUUAGACGAAAGUACAAUUCUGAUGUUCCGUUGUAGACAAACUUUAAGCUUAAAUAUAAGAGUGUGUAGUAUAUAUAGAGAGAUGAGUAGCAUAAACCCAAUAUGUUUUGUUUUACUUGGCUUUAAAUUAGCUUAACGAUUUUGAGUGUUAAAGCUCAGCUUAAGUAUCUUGCUUAUAUAAAUCAACUAAAGUCUCGUGGAAGAGCUCUGGAAUUGACAUUAUAAAAGUAUAAUCGAAGCAGCUAUGCUAAUUGCGGGUUCUAAGGUAAAUGAUAACUUUAGACAAUAUAAAAAAAGAGAACGUUUUUGUGGUGGGACAAGGACAUAAUAAGUAUGAAAGUGAUAUAAAAGAUGAUGAAAUAGGGAAACUUGUAAAUGCAAGGAAAAAUUUAACGAAAUAGUCUCCAGAAACUUUCGGUCUAAUGUGAAAAUAUCGUCAGUACAACACAAUUUGCGGAUUAUUUCAAGAUAAGCAUGACGAUAUGAUUUGAAAUAGAAUCUCUCACAGAAUCAAAUAAAAGUUAUUAAAAUUGUAUAAUAAUAUGUUCCAAACAAAAAUCUCGAAUUAUAGUUAAGAGCUUUAAUGUAUUUCCCAAACAGAUUUGUCUGUUGAACAGCAAGUCUUAAAUUGCUUUCAAAGAAUUCGUUUUCGAUCAUUACACAGUACGUAGUCAUUAGUAAAGGUCUGCAUGAACUCACACAUAAUAAUCCUUGAAAAAUUACAAUGAAUGUUGUUGAUAUAAUCUUGUUAAUUUAUUAUUUGGUGAAGGCACCGCUAGUUUAAUUGUAACAGCGCGCCUCGAACGUUAAGUUUCAUAAUUACAGUUUGCGAUAUUCAGAUAAAUGUUCACAGCAUCGGCAGAGAGCCCGUGACCACUUGUUUACAUGUACCUACGGUUACACUUCUCGUCGAGAUCGAGGCCUUCUUAUAUAUUAUUAUUGCUGUACAUUUAUUUCCUUGUGAUUCAAUAGUUUAUUAAUUUACUAAAAAUAUUUUUAAAUCCAUUAUUCUAUUUUCCGAUUUAUUUUUAAAGAAUUGGUUUAAAGGUUGGUGCUGUUUUAAGAAUUAUGUGUGAAUCAAGUUAAUUAUUAAGUGCAGAUCAAGUUAUUAUGACAAGAUUGCAUUCUCAUCAUUUACAUUUUUUAUUUUAACAAUAAAUACAAAUUAAUUAUGUCCUCUAGCUUUCCAUUGUGUAUCCUAUCUCUACGAGAGACAGGCGUGACGAAAUGUGUGGAAUAUGUAUUUGUAGAAAGCUUUCACCAUUAUUUUUAAAGUUGCGUUUGAUCGUUGGUCGUUAUUGUAAUAAGAAUAAACAGUGCAAAAAUAGUACAAUAGCUAAUUAGAUUUUUUUUUUUACAAAGUUAGUGAGAGCUAUAGUGUAAUGGUAUUUUAAUAUUUUGUGUAGUUUUAUCAAUUCUGCCUACACAUUAAAGUCGGCGGCAAGUCGCUUUUUACCUUAUUUUGCCUCUUUCUUUUAUUUUUUCACGCCGUCGGCAUAAUCUAAUCACACAAUAAUAUUCUCGGUAUAACCUAAUCAUAGAAAGAAAUGAUCAUACCGAUUAUUUACUAAUCUCUUUCUAAUAUAUUUUUACUUAAUUAAAUCAAAUUACAAUGAAAUGGAUCGACAUUAUUGUUUGGUAUUGAAACGGAUCCCUAAAUUGGAAAGAGGUCGAAUGAGAGAGCAUUAAAUCGUAAAACAAUCACAUAAUAUGGAGGCAAUAUUUACAGAGGGAAAUUAAUGAACGAUGCCCUCGCGCGCCCCGGGCCUUAUGUUCAUAACUUUUUGGCGUAACCAGAUCGUAUCGUUAAAUAAAAAUCAAGAAGUUAAUUGAAUAAAGUAAGUUUUCAAAUAAAUAAAUUACUCCGAGGAGAGUAGUAUUAGUUAUAUUUUAUUUUAAUUUAACAUGUCUGUGAUCUGUAGUGCAUGUAGACUCUGAGGCAUUUUAUGACUUAUUAAUAGCAGUAAAAUUAAAGUUAAGAAAUUGACAUUAUAUUUUUAGGCUUUCUCCGUGUCUUGGAUGCUUUUGUUAGAGUAUAUCUAAAUCUUAGUAUAGUGAAGCAUUGUAGUCGAUUGCACAUCCACUGCGACCACUGUACAGCCUUCAGAAAUAGGAACAUAGAUAUAUCCUUAAUAUUAAUAGGUACCAACCUACCUAAUAUUUUUAAUGCAUACGAAUUUAAAGUAAGUGUAUGUAACUGAAAGGUCUGUACUUAACUAAAAUUACAUUAUGAUUGAUGGUCAUCACCAAUUUAACAUCACGUUUCACGUCAAAUGCUAUGUAAUUAAUACGUACUUACAAUUAUACAAUAAAAUUAUGAAUUAAUGUCAUAUCAGUAAAAUAAUUUCCUUAGCAACUAAAAUUACUUAAGAUCUAAUGUUUUGUACCUUUGUUUUUAAUAAAAGAUUUUCAUAA
This is a messenger RNA of Spodoptera frugiperda (fall armyworm), 4824 nucleotides long. RefSeq names its product EGF domain-specific O-linked N-acetylglucosamine transferase (gene Eogt). The transcript is spliced from 8 exons. Gene Ontology annotation, cellular component: endoplasmic reticulum lumen. Gene Ontology annotation, molecular function: protein N-acetylglucosaminyltransferase activity. The coding region runs from base 153 to 1727 and encodes 524 amino acids. Lineage: Eukaryota; Metazoa; Arthropoda; Insecta; Lepidoptera; Noctuidae. The record is from RefSeq and is a predicted model, not a curated record.